AUGCAUUCGGUUGAUAUGAAAAACGCCACUACGCUUCCGGAUCGGAGAUGUACUUCUGGACACCACGAGGUUUUCAGUGGGACAGAGCAUGCGAGAGCCGAGAAAACUUUACUGAAGUUCGUCUCAACACCAGAAGCACAUGAAAUCUUCAAGCUGCCGCGGCGAUGGCUCCAGAGAAGGCUCCCUCAUCGACGGCCGAGGGCGGCCCUCUUCGCAGGACUGUGCUUGACCUGGCUUAUAGCAUUCACAAUCUUCUCAGACGCCAGUAUCAUGCCGACCAAAGUCGAUGGCACGUAUCAGUCGGUGCAGCAGCUGAGCUGCACCGAUUCCUUCUGGGCCACCGACGGGGGAUGUGGCAUCGACGGCGAAAAGUGCGCCGGCAGCUCGGCAGGCUCCAUGGCCUUCCACUGUCCGCCGGAUUGCGGCAGCACAAGGCUGCAGGCGCCGUAUCUCGUGGGUCCGCAGGAGAUCGUGGACCGGCCGCUCGUCAUCGGGGGCCCCAUCUACCGCGCCGACUCCUGGAUCUGUCCGUCGGCUGUGCACGCGGGCAUCCUCGACGACGCCAGGGGCGGGUGCGGCGUCGUGACCCGGAUGGGCCAGACGAACUCGUAUCCUGGGUCGAACGGCAACGGCAUCGCCUCGAUAGCCGUCAAGACUUACUUCCCCCGCUCGUUCAAAUUUCAGCUUGAUUCUGAGUUUGAGUGUCGGGUGGUGGACCAGAGUUGGGUGCUCCCGUAUAUUUCGGCCACUUUUACAGGCCUUGUGGUCUUGUUCACGACUUCAGCCGAGGUUGUUUACUUCACGUCCUUCGGAGUUGGCUUCAUGUAUGUCACAUCUACCAUAAAUCCCGCGGCUAGAGUUGGCUCCUUGAACGACGACGACGACGGGUCCAUGGUCUCGAAAGUGGCCAAGCUUAUGCUUGCCUUCGGCUGCGCUAUCCUGGCUUUCAGAUACUCUGCUAGACAUGUCCUCAGGUCCAAUGCCCCAAGCGCGCAACCCCUCCUUUGGCUUGGGAGCUUCUGGGUCACCCUUUGUUUCAAGGCAAUUAUCGAAGGUCAUGACAGGCUGACCGCCGCCGUUCUCUUUUUGAUCGCCUUUCAACAGAUAUACCAUCUCUCCGCCGAGCGCAGGUUAUAUGAGCCUCUUUCGCUGUGUAUCACAUCUCUCUCAUUGGUCGCCGCCAUCGUCUCCGUGGCUUUUCCCAGGCUGCAGGCUACCGCGCAGAUAUCUAUGCCAGUCUUCCUUCUCGUCCUCUUUCGCCGCCAUGUAGUUCAAGCUAGACUCCUAAAUCUCUCACACGGACUACUCAUCGGCCUUUGUGUCUAUAACCUAUCACAUCUUGAUAUUUCUACCGUAUUAGCAAAUUUCAUUCUUCCAGCGGCUACGACGGCGCAAUCCGCGUAUACUCGUUCCUCUUCCCUGGAUACUCCUCGAAUUCUUGACCCGGUGAUUCACAUAAACUAUGGGUCAUCAAAUAUCAGCUUCGCCUGGAAGACCCCAGCCCCGGCCGGAGUCGAUGGAAUCAGUAUGCUGGUCAAUGACGUCGAGCGGGUGCGGCGAUAUUUUGAACCCCAGAACGAGAAGAAGGGGGAUAUUGCAGACGGGCUGGAAUGGGUCCGUACACCGCAAGCCGUGCCUGAUUACAUCAGAUUCAGCUGGGUUCAAGGCGAUAGACUGGUAGGAUGGGGUGACGUGGGGGUAUGGGAAACGAAGGGAAGCUGGAGUGGCAUUGGGAAUAUUUAG
Neoarthrinium moseri is the source of this 1743-nucleotide messenger RNA. RefSeq lists its product as uncharacterized. Bases 1 to 1743 code for a protein of 580 amino acids. Lineage: Eukaryota; Fungi; Ascomycota; Sordariomycetes; Amphisphaeriales; Apiosporaceae. The record is from RefSeq and is a predicted model, not a curated record. The transcript has a single exon.